Messenger RNA from Zerene cesonia (dogface butterfly), 1829 nucleotides. It is a transcript of the gene rasp, whose product is annotated as protein-cysteine N-palmitoyltransferase Rasp. The record is from RefSeq and is a predicted model, not a curated record. The transcript has 4 exons. NCBI's taxonomy places the organism in Eukaryota, Metazoa, Arthropoda, Insecta, Lepidoptera, Pieridae. Gene Ontology annotation, molecular function: palmitoyltransferase activity. Bases 52 to 1620 code for a protein of 522 amino acids. Gene Ontology annotation, biological process: protein palmitoylation. Gene Ontology annotation, cellular component: endoplasmic reticulum.
AAAGGUCAUGCCGGUAAAAUUGAAAAUGUAAAAUAACAGAAUUGAAACAAAAUGAAAAACAAAAUUAAUUCCGCAGAACUAUUCUUGUAUUUUUCGAUUUGGAUUUGUGCCAAUAUAUUUUCAUUGUACAUGUUAGUAAAGUCACAAACAGAAAUUUUUGAGUUGGACAGUAAUUUAAUUUAUUCGCUGAAUGAUUUAACACCAGGCUGGAACUUUUUAGCACGAUUUAAAGAUGUUUCUGAUGUAGAAUGGAGUAGCUGGAAAUUCUUUUUACAUACGUCCUGGUAUUACCUUAUUAUAACAUUUUUUGCUUCGGAAUUGGUACGACAAUAUUGUUCAUAUUUAAUAAAACCAUGGUAUAUACUCUCCAGUAUUAUAUUCAUUUAUAUAUAUUUGGGAUUCAAGCACAUGAUUAUCGUUUUAGUCCAACCAAUUGUAUAUGCUACUGUUAUCAUUCUUGGAGGAAAAAAAGCUACCAUUUGGGUGAUCAGUAUUAUUUUACUGCUUAGUUAUAAUUCACUGAAGUACAAAUUUUUCUUUUGGAGAUUCUUAGAUCAUAGAGAUUUGCAAGAUGAAGAAGUAUAUUUAAUAUUAUUUUGUAUGGCAUGGAUUGAAUUGCGAUGCAUUAGUUAUUCAAUUGAUUUUAUAGAUAAUAAAGAGAAGAUGACUAUGACAUCUAAAGAUUUUCUUGAUAUGUUAUGUUAUGUCCUGUACUUGCCAUUGCUCUAUACAGGGCCAAUUGUUAUUUAUGAAGAAUUUAAUAAAAGCUUUCAUGUGCAAAAUAAGAGGCUACCUACAAAGUUAUCAAGAUUUUUGCCAGAUGCUGUAAUUUUCCUACUGUAUACACUACUUUUAGACUUUUCAUUUCAUUAUGUUUACUUUUAUGCUAUGCAAGCUGACAUGGAGUUAAUUAGACGAUUACCUACAAUUGCCUUGUGUGGGGGAGGUUUAUGGAUGGGUCUGGAGUUUCACAUGAAGUAUGUUAUAUCAUAUGGGACUGCAGCAUCAUUUGCUAGACUUGAUAAUAUAGAACCUCCCCCUACUCCUCGGUGCAUAGCACGGAUUCAUGUGUACUCUCAAAUGUGGAGGCAUUUUGACGUAGGCCUUUAUAGAUUUCUAGUCAAGUAUAUUUAUAGACCUAGCUUUGAUGUUUUGAAAAAAUAUCUAAAUUUGCCAAACAUAAUCUGCAAGUUGCUGGCAUCACUUGAAACUUUUAUAUUUAUUUUCAUGUGGCAUGGUAUAGUAUGGCACAUUUUCAUGUGGACCAUACUUAACUAUACUGGUAUCACAAUGGAACAUUUUGGAAAACUAAUAUCAAAACAUGACAAAUACAUUUGGUUUAAGAAAAUGGUAUUGCGAACAGAGGCUAUGGAGGCAAGGUUUAUUGCCAUUUUAUGUACACCAUUACUAGCAUUGUCGGCUAUUUCUAACUUUUAUUUAUUUGCUGGUAAUGAUGUGGGUGAUUUGUUUUUUGACUGUUUUUCUCAACCAUCCACUUUAAAUAGUAUUAUAUUAUGUAUGUCAUUAUAUAGUUGUUGCCAUGUUUCAAUGGCAUUAGAAGAUGUUCCAUCUAGGAUAUUUUUAGAAAGAGCAGUUGAGGAAAAUGAGAAAAAACAAUGACUGUAUUACUGAUUAUUAGUGAAUUUUUGAAUCUCUUUAUUCUUUUAUACAGUAGUGGGUAAUGGGCUAGUUAUUAUAGGGUUAAUAUUGUGGUUGUGUAAAAAAUACAUUUUCUUUAUUUUAUUGUAACUUUAUAGUAAUUAUUCAGAAAUAUUGCGUGCUAAGAUAAAAUUUAUAAAACGAUGGUUAUGAUUCAUAAAAUAUAGGUA